This is a messenger RNA of Chara braunii, 3504 nucleotides long. The record is from the annotation of a GenBank genome assembly. Lineage: Eukaryota; Viridiplantae; Streptophyta; Charophyceae; Charales; Characeae.
CGUCAGCAACAGUGCCACGUCAGCAACAGUACCACGUCAGCAGUGCCACGUCAGCAAACAGUGCCACAGUGCCACGUCCGCAGUGCCCCGCCACCAUGACGAGCUCAGUUCUGGGCAUGCCAGGCCAACUGGCAAAUGAGUCCAUUGCCGAGUACCGACAACGUUUCGAAACUCAGCUUGCACUAAUCGCGGUUGAGGAACAGCGGCAACUGGCAGCCGAGGCUGUCUGCCUACAGGCUGAAGCGGCGGCAACAGCUGAGAAGCAGCGGCUUCAGGCCGAAGCAGACGCAGAUACCCAGGCACGCCGCAAGGAAGCCCGAGAUCUGCUACAGCGGCAUGAAGCCACUAGCAUCGAAAAGCUCAAGUUUUGGCACUUUGAACCAUCCGAGGGCCACGACGACGCAACACCGGAGGAGCAAUACAAGGAAUUCAUGGCCAAGCUCGUGACCCGGUUGGUCUACACUUGUAACCACCUGCAGUCCGAGCUGGCGAACCUCCAGCGGGCCGUACGGAACCACAAGGCUCACCACGAGGAUGUAACAGGGGCACUUGAUUCCUGUGUACAGGACUUGGAGCAAACUGCACCAAGACCGGAGGCUGGCGAGUCCAGCAGUGCACCCUCUGCCCGCCAACUGGAGGAACGCGUCGAUCACGUAGUGGCAAUGCUAGGUGAUAUUAGCACCUUCGCAGCGCCAGCCACCAUCAGCCAGCAGCUGGACACACUGAAGACCGAGAUCAGGCAGCGACAACAGCCGUCUGACCUCGAUCGCAGCACCAGCACGGCGAAGCAUUACAAAAUGCCAACGUUCCGGAUCGAGAAGUUUGAUGAUUACACACAUCAAGACCCAGUCGUCUGGUGGCAAGGAUUCACAACGGAGUUGGGGAUUCAUGAGGUCCCCGAACAUCUGUUCAUCGGCGCACUGUUCCUUAACACCAAGGGAGGAUGCCAGAUAUGGCUCAGCCAUAUGGCAACCGUCCACGGCGUUCAGGUCUUCGACCUACACAAGAAGGUCUCCUGGGAGGAUCUGACAAAAGAAUGGAAGAAACGGUUCAUUGUGGACGACGCCCGACGCUCGCCAUCAACCGCAUCUUCACGAUGGCUCAAGGAAACACAGCGACGCGUGAGAACUGGUCCACGGCCGCAGCAUGUCGCUGCGGUCCAAACGGACAACAUUGUGGAAGACCCGGCAGCCACCCAAGCGUCACGUGAGGGAGAUCAGGUGGCUGCUGUCCAGCCGCGAAGCAACAACAAAGUCCCGAGGAAACGGGAAGGCGAAAACCCCAUCGCCGGCCAGAAACGGACAGCCAGCACCAUGGGUCAAGUUUCACUUGACCGAGGCGGAAUACAAGUGACGCGGCCGCUACGGCUGCUGCUAUUGGUGCAACAGCACCAAGCACAAGACCUCCCAAUGCCCGGAUCAAGGCAAGGAGGAUGUUCGGCCUCGUAUCAACUCCGGAAACUGAGUUCCGCGGGAGUACCAACUCCGUUGAUGGACGCCAGAGUAGAGGUUGUUGACCUUCACGCCUACAUUGCGAAAAUCGACCGCGAGUUCAAGACACAACGAUACGACGACAUCGACGCACCAUUGUUAUUUGUACGCAUUCAGAUCGGAGAGGCGACCUGCAGCACUUUGAUCGAUUGCGGAGCAUCUCGCAACUACAUGAGCCAGGACUUUAUCGUACGUGCCGGCCUUGGCCCACGCGUCCGGAGGAAGUCCCAGCCUACGCAAGUCACGUUGGCGGACGGUCACAUGCACAAGUCAAUAGACCGGUGCAUAGACGACGUCCCCGUGUACUUUGCCCCGCAUGCAAGCGAGGCGGUGUCCUUCGAUAUUUUGGACACCAAAUUCGGCAUGAUCUUGCACAUGUCAUGGCUGCGAAGCGAGGAUCACCCGGUGAACUUCUACCGCCGCACCGUUCACGUUCGUGAUCGGAACGGAGUACUAGUCCCAUGCACGGUGCCUCCUCCUCACCCUUCGAUCAGCUGCCACGUGGUGUCCGCCGCAAGCAUGCGAGCUUCCAUCAUCAGAGACGACAUCGAGGAGAUGGGGGUGUGUUUUCUCCACGCCCUCCCACCCCAUGACGCUUCAUCGACGGACUCAUCUUCGGACCCACGCAUCACCGAGCUUCUCGACGCCUACGGCGACGUCCGGAGUUUGGGCGAGCAUGUGGAACACCUGCGCACCGUUUUGGAGCGGCUACGACAAGCCAAGUACAAAGCUAACCGCGACGUCUUGGAACAACACGACGGCAACGACUGGCACCCUAUGGAGUAUUUCAGCCACAAAGUGCCUCCCAUCAAUUCGCUUGAUGAUGCCAGGAAGAAGGAGUUGCUCGCGUUCGUGAUGGCUCUCAAGCAAUGGCGGCACUUUCUCCUUGGGCGUCGUAGGUUCACAUGGGUCACGGACAACAACCUAUUGACCUACUACAAGACGCAGGAUACGGUGAGCAUCACGAUCGGACGAUGUAUGUACUUCAUCGACCAAUUUGACUUCACACCGAAACAUCUCCCCGGCCUCUCUAAUCGCGCAGCAGAUGCACUCUCGCGAAGACCUGAUCUUUGCGCUAUGACACAUCAUGCCUUCGCAUUCGACGAGGAACUCCAGCGACACUUCAUCCGGGGCUAUGAGUCUGAUCCGGACUUCGCCACGUUGUAUGCGCAGCUAUCUUCGGAUCACCCGCCGGCCAGCCGGGUGCACCGAAGUGUUGUAGGCGAACUCGAUGUCGGGGAGGCGGUCAACCCAAUCUUUCUGGUCGGGACAGAUGAGCGUACGAACCAUCAUUUGAGCGGUUUGAUGUGCCCGCUUCGUUUGCCCGUUUGUCUGUGGAUGCCGAGCCGAACUUGGUUUCAUCUUCGUGUCGAACUCCUGCAUGAGAGCAGUCCAAAAUGUCGACAUGAAGCGAGUGUCGCGGUCGCUGACUAUGUCUUCCGGUACAACGUGGCCGCAACUCCAACCGGUGUGCAAGAGGCAUGCCAGCUCGGGAGCCGUGGAGUAGUACUUGCAAGGGAGAAAACACGCAUACUUACUCAAACGGUUCACAACCGUGAGGAUGCCGUCGUGCCUGAGGCGAUCGCGGGGAAAUGGUCCAGUGACAUCCAUGGCAAUGGAGAGGCCGGGUUCCCGUGGGAUAGGCAUCGGGCGCAACUCGCCGUAGGGAUUGCGAUUGCGGGGCUUGCUUCGUCGGCAAACUUCGCAAGAGUCGCAAUACCGAGUGACAUCGGUAAUGAGGUCGGGCCAUCGGAAUCGUUGUCGAAGCCGUGCAAUAGUGCGGUUGACUCCGAAAUGGCCGGCGAGUCGCGAGUCAUGGUACUCCCCGAGAAGGCGAGUCCGAAGACGACGGUCUCGUGGGACACACAGUAAGUCCUUGCCUCUCGAGUGGAGGAGCAAGUACCCGUCACCACGGUGGACGGAAAGGCCGACAUCAACGCCGCUUGCUCUCCCGCUUCCAUCCGGAAGUACAGGGAAUUGCUGGCUCAAGCCCGCACGAAUAUGCAAAAGGCUC